GGAAACUGUAGCUUUCAUUUAGGGUGUUGUCUUGACAGACACCGUUCCAUAUACCCCGUGAUCUCCAAAACAACAUAACAAAAGUGGGGGAAAAACAUGGCGAGCGGAGAGGAGGCCACAAAACGCCCCUUGGUAACCUCCUCUUCUGUCGGCCUGGAGGAUCUCUUCCCUGCCGGGACCUCGGAGCAGGCGUGCGGGGACGGGAACCCGGAGCUCGACCGCUUGCGGGAACAUCUCCAAGCUUGGCUAUCGCCGUACGAGCCCCUGCUGCUGUGGGUGCAGAGGCUGCUGGUCUGGGAGAGGCCGCUGUACAGCGUUUCAGCCGCCCUGACUCUUAACACUUUAUUCUGGCUUCUAUCCUCCACUUCCCUGCGGCCUCUGUUCCUGCUGAGUGUGUCCCUGCUGGGCCUGAUGCUGCUGGAGAGAUGGAAGCCCAAGGUACCCAUCAUUACAGUCCAACAUGCUGAGGUUGAACCUGCACAAAGCCCAACUUUGAGUUCGGAGCAUCAUCUGCUCAGCGUCCCGGAGCUCAGCCACCACCUCGCCGAGAGCUACCUGACCUGCUGCCUGUACCUGCAGGAGACGCUGCAGUACAAACGCAGAAACCAUGGAAGGUUCUGUGUGAUGAUGUGCAGCGGCUGCUUUGUCCUCGCUGUGGUUGGACAUUAUGUGCCAGGAAUCAUGAUUUCAUAUAUCAUAGCCCUCAGCGUGCUGCUGUGGCCCCUGGUGGUGUAUCAUGAGCUGAUCCAGAGGAUGUAUACCGGCUUGGAGCCGAUUCUGAUGAAACUGGACUACAGCAUGAAGGGCGACACCGAGCACCGGAAGCACGACAAGAGGAAGGUAAAAAAGGAGCUGGAGGAGGGGGAUGAGCCCAGAGCAGAAACAGAAAGUGAGAGCGAGGAAGAGGAGGAGGAAUUGUCCUGUUUUGCUCCAACGGUGGAUGUGAAAACGACAGCUCUGGCGAUGGCCAUCACAGACUCUGAACUGUCGGAUGAAGAAGCGUCCAUUUUGGAGAGCGGAGGCUUCCCGGUCUCUAGAGCCACCACGCCUCAACUAACUGAUUUCUCGGAAGACCUGGAACAGCCAAGUUUCCACAGCGACCCGGAGGAGGCUUACCUGCGAGAUCUUCCCGAGUUCCCCUCCGUGGAGGAGUUCCCCUCCAUAGAGCACAGUCUGCUUCACUUCCCCCCGCGACCUCAGGGCGAUAGCGGCCAGUCGGAGAAGGAACCGCUGAGCCCCGCCACGCUUCUCAUCCAGCACCUAGCGUCGCCUCUGCACUUUGUGAACACACAUUUCAACGGACACGGACGGCCACCGGGGGGCGAGGAGGGCGCCCUGCCGGGAGCGGGGGUAAGGGAAGAGGCGGAGGCAGAGGCGGAGGCGAAGGCGGCGGUUAGUCAGGGCACGCAGCGCUCCUUGGAGGCUCUGAGUGAGGAGAUAGUGAGCACGGCCAUCUCCACCGUCGUGCAGAACACUCUGUCGGCGCUGCUGCGCUCCGGCGAGGACCCCUCCCUGGCCGACUUCCUCCCGACUGAAACCCUACCGGGCGCUCUGGAGUCACCCAGCCAGUCUGCCGACACUACAGUGGGAGCGCUGGAUCCGGACAGAGACCCAGAGGACGGGGCUACGACGACGGAAAGCGCAACUGGCGAAGAGCACCCGGAUGACACUCUAGUAGCAACUGAGGAAGAGGACUUUGAGCUUUUGGACCAAAGCGAACUGGAGCAGGAGGACGAGGGUCUGGACAGAGAGGUGGGGGGGGCAGAUCCAGAUCCAGACGCACCUCAGCAACCACAGUCAUAGCCCCACUGGUGCCCCUUCCAUCUGCGUUUGUUUUUAAUUGUACAUCAUAUCCAUAAAACCCCCUAAAUAUAUAUAUGUCUCUCUCUCCAUAUAUAUGUAUAUAUAUAUAUAUAAUGCAUUAAUCCUGCAGUUUACUAGUGAGACUCCAUUCAGUAAAACAAAACUCUACUGUACCUUUUAAAGGGGACAUAUGGGAUAUUCCAUUUAAGAGCUACCCAUUCUAAUGUGUUUACAGUCAAACUUCUUCCAUUCUCUUUAUUACUCCCAAUAUCCUUUAAUUUAAAAAUCAAAAGCUGGUUCUGAUGAACCCGUUAUUGAUGCAAAGUCUGGGUUUAAAUUAGCUCAAGUUGAAAAUACUCCMGUCUUACGGGUGGGAAGCAGCCAGCACUUUGUAGAAAAGUUUAAAUUCAUGACAUGUUCAGGUAAAAUCCCUAAAUUUUCCCCUUUAUAUGAAGUGCUAGUCAGAUUUUUACUCAUCAUGGGAAAGAGUCUCACAGUCUUGGGCCUGGAUGUUUGUUACUUUUCAUUAGUCCUGUCUUCAUUCUAGUGGCAAUGAAACCACACCAUGAUGCUGCCACCACUGUGCUUGGCCUAUGGAACUAUGGAGUUUAAUGAAACUGCUUCCCAUGGUGAGUGUACCUGAACCUCAAAUGUGUCCCCUGGUUGAGACGGUACAGUAGAGGGUGUGUGUCCGUUUCCUCCUGAAUGUUUGAGGCAGAACUUGAAUGAAGGAUUAUCGGUUACAGGUUGUGGUUGCCUGGCAACUAGAAUCUGGCUCCUGAUUACAGUAGCUCACUAGCUGAAUCCGUCCAAGCAUUAAGUUUAUGAGAAGGUAAAAAUGAUGGAUUUAGAUUUCUAACUAUUAAUAUAUGCUAUAAAUUAUUUAAAUUAACAGCCAGCUAGUAUAGAAAGACUGAAAGUUUAUUUUUAUCCUUUUGGCUACCAUAUUGAUUGUAUAUAGGUGUACAUCCAGGUGUAAAUUAUAGGAAAAUUACACAAAUCCCUUACUGAACCUCUGCAUUUUCGUUUAAAAAAAAAAAAGAAGCAAUUUUUUUUAAUGACUCAUUGCCUGAAAAUUACAGCUUUGACAUUAUUGGAUGUUAUGAAUAAAGAAAUGGCACACAAGUGACUUUCAUGCGUGGGGAAACAAGAAAGAUGCUAUUUUUUUUUUCCUAUUGUCAUCUGUACAUAAUUGGUCCAUUUGUGACUGAAAACAAUAUUAUAUAGGCCCUACAUGUGUAUAGCUGUCACUGUUUGUUACUGUUCAUGCAUGCGGUGCAUCACGCAUGUAGGAAAAUCUUGUUUUCAGGGGACGUCGGCUUCUUUUUUUUCUUUCUAUUUUCUUUCUCCCUUUCCUGUAACGGCUGGGGAAUUGUUACAACAAUUUGCUCAGAAAUGAUCAAGUCCAUAAGGAGGGGCCUUCUCUGCUUUCAUAAACAACUCAGCAUCCGACUCAGGUUGUACAAAAGCGAACGUAACACAGCAGAAUAUGUCUCCGUUUCCUGACCAGUCGUAGUGCAUCGUAUUUAUACUAAUCUCUGAGCUGUUCUCUCCCAGUUGUUAAUAGUGUAGAAAUCCAAAAAAAAGAAGAAAAAAAAGAUGGAAAGUGUAUUUUCUGCAUGUAAAAACAGCACUGUUCAAGUUCUCCUUGUCUUCAGACAAAGUACUGCACAACUUGUGAUGGGGGGAAAAAAAAUCCAACAAACCGUUGAAUGCUUCAGGUGAAAAGAGGUUCAGUUUGAUAUUUUGUUACUAAUGAUGGAAAUAAAAGUUUAAUGUUUAAAGA
Molecule: messenger RNA, 3589 nt
Organism: Poecilia reticulata (guppy)
Lineage: Eukaryota; Metazoa; Chordata; Actinopteri; Cyprinodontiformes; Poeciliidae
Gene: retreg2
Product: reticulophagy regulator family member 2
Cellular component (GO): membrane
Source: RefSeq, a predicted model, not a curated record